Messenger RNA from Colletotrichum chrysophilum, 615 nucleotides. RefSeq lists its product as uncharacterized. The coding region runs from base 1 to 615 and encodes 204 amino acids. NCBI's taxonomy places the organism in Eukaryota, Fungi, Ascomycota, Sordariomycetes, Glomerellales, Glomerellaceae. The record is from RefSeq and is a predicted model, not a curated record. The transcript has 2 exons.
AUGAAUACGCUUGUCUCACCUCCGCGGAACGGCAGCCGCAUGCCCCAGCCUGUUCAGGCCCACGAUGGGCGCGGCGCUCUGCCCCGCCGCUUCACCACCGAUUCGGGGCGUGUACCAACAUUGUCGUCUAUUACCAACCAGCGCGGCCCUGAGAUGGGCAAUGAUUACAAUAUUGAGAAGAAGAAGCUCGAAUACGAAAGACUCCGAGAGCAGAGACGCCGAUUCGAACUCGAGAUGCAGAAGCUGGAGCAGGCGCAGCGGCGCGAGGAGAUGGAGCUUGCCAAGAUGCAGGAUGACCUGCGCCAGGGUCACCAGUCGGAACCGACGACGCCUCCCGAAUACCACGAGUCGUCUGGCUUCCCCACGAUGUUCUCACGCCCGAACCGUUACUCGACGUCCAGCCUGACCUCUCCCCCGGGCCUGUUCAACCGUCCCGGCCGCUCGGGAUCGCAGCUCACCUCUCCUCAAGCAACUCUGAUGCAGCAGUCUCGCUUCAGCUUUGAUGAGCAUCUCCCGUCCCGGUCCGUCCCCGGCUCUCGAAGAAACAGCGACGAAGACGAGAAGGAGGAAGCUGUGCGUCAGGACCCGACCAGCCAUCGGUCCUCUAAUGCGUAA